AGAUUCGCCGGGGACUCCGAGACCCCACUUCUUCGGGGAAACACAUUUCAAGACUUCUGGAAGCUGGAGUGGUUCACAAUUUGAAAGAAAACUUCCCAAUCUUGGCAAGAACAGAAGAAUGGCAGGGAUUGCCCGGUCUAGAUUGACCGAAGAGCGCAGAUCGUGGAGGAAGGAUCACCCUGUAGGAUUUUUUGCUCGUUUGGAUCAGAAUCCAGAUGGAAGCAUGAACUUGAUGAGAUGGAAGUGCGGGGUUCCGGGCAAGGAAAACACCAUCUGGGCAGGGGGAUUGUUCGACAUCACAAUGGAGUUCUCUGAAGAUUAUCCGCAUAAACCCCCAAAAUGUCGAUUUCCAGCCGGGUUCUUUCAUCCGAACGUUUACCCGUCUGGAACUGUAUGUCUAAGCAUCUUGAACGAAGAUGAGGCGUGGAAGCCGGGUAUCACUAUCAAGCAAAUCCUGCUCGGGAUUCAAGAUCUUCUGGACUCUCCUAAUCCUCUCAGUCCCGCACAGGAAGAUGCCUACAGGACAUAUAUGAACAACAGGCAAGAGUACGAGAGGCGAGUACGCUCUCUCGUUCUACAAUAUCCUCCAGAUCGUCUACUGAGGUUGGGAGAAUAACUGAGAUUCAGCCGUUCUUGAACUCUUCACUUUUUCCGUUUCUUUGAUAAUCCAAUCAUGCUUCAACAAACCUUGACCUGAGUCAGUAAAUUG
This is a messenger RNA of Guillardia theta CCMP2712, 709 nucleotides long. RefSeq lists its product as hypothetical. Lineage: Eukaryota; Cryptophyceae; Pyrenomonadales; Geminigeraceae. Gene Ontology annotation, molecular function: SUMO conjugating enzyme activity. The transcript is spliced from 5 exons. Gene Ontology annotation, biological process: protein sumoylation. The record is from RefSeq and is a predicted model, not a curated record. The coding region runs from base 119 to 616 and encodes 165 amino acids. Gene Ontology annotation, cellular component: nucleus.